GAGAACCAUGACCCCAAAGCCUGACUUCCGUUUCCGGGGUGGCAACGCGGCUUCCGGCGGCGUGCCCAGAGCACGCUGUCCCCGCAGGUGCGGCGGCCGGAAGGGUCUGUGCCUGCAGCCGGGACUGUUAGGCCUUUUAGAAACAUUUCCAUCAUGUCUGACACUCAAGAAGCUACCAACCAACUCCUGGAUAUGAACCUUCAUGAGAACGAGAAGUCUGUGCCCUUGAUGGAAGGUGACUUCAGAAGUGAGCCUGAGCAUCUCCAGGUCACUAUUGGAGCCACUGUUCCUACUGGCUUUGAGCAAACAGCUGCAGAUGAAGUGAGAGAGAAACUGAAGUCGUCAUGCAGAAUCAGCAAAGACCGGGGCAAGAUAUAUUUUGACAUUGCAGUGGAAAGUCUGGCUCAGGUUCAUUGUCUAAGAUCAGUUGAUAACUUGUUUGUGGUUGUUCAGGAGUUUAAAGAUUACCAGUUCAAAAAUACAAAGGAAGAAGUUCUAAAGGACUUUGAAGAAUUGGCUGGAAAGUUGCCAUGGUCUGACCCUUUAAAAGUCUGGCAAAUUAACACCAGUUUUAAGAAGAAGAAAGCAAAGCGCAAAAAAGCAAAUCAGAGUGCAGGUAAAGAGAAGGACGACUGUGGACAAGGAGACAAAGCAGAAGAGAAAGGCAGUAAAAGGGUGCUUGGCAGCAGCACUUUAGAAUCACAUAUCCUGGACUAUUAUGAAAAUCCAGCCAUCAAAGAAGAAGUCUCAACCUUAGUGGGUGAUGUCUUGGCAUCUUGCAAAGAUGAGACUGGUGAAAGCUUAAGAGAAGAAACUGAACCACAAGUACAGAAGUUUAGAGUCACCUGCAAUAGAGCAGGAGAGAAACAUUGCUUUACCUCAAAUGAGGCUGCAAGGGAUUUUGGGGGUUCUGUUCAAGAGUAUUUUAAGUGGAAGGCUGAUAUGACCAACUUUGAUGUAGAGGUUCUCUUGAACAUUCAUGAUAAUGAAGUUAUUGUUGGCAUUGCAUUGACAGAGGAGAGUCUCCAUCGCAGAAAUAUUACACAUUUUGGACCUACAACUCUUAGAUCAACUCUUGCCUAUGGGAUGCUCAGGCUCUGUGAACCUAAACCUACUGAUGUAAUAGUGGAUCCAAUGUGUGGAACAGGGGCAAUACCAAUAGAGGGGGCUACUGAGUGGUCUCACUGUUACCAUAUUGCUGGGGACAACAACCCCUUGGCAGUGAACAGAGCAGCAAAUAACAUCUCAUCUCUAUUGACUAAGAGCCAGAUUAAGGAUGGAAAAACAUCCUGGGGGUUGCCCAUUGAUGCUGUUCAGUGGGAUAUCUGCAACCUCCCACUGAGAACUGCUUCUGUGGACAUUAUUGUAACAGAUAUGCCUUUUGGAAAAAGGAUGGGCUCCAAGAAGAGAAACUGGAAUUUAUAUCCAGCUUGCCUUCGGGAAAUGAGCCGUGUCUGUAGACCAGGGACUGGCAGAGCUGUACUGCUUACUCAAGACAAGAAAUGUUUUGCCAAGGCAUUAUCUGGAAUGGGACAUGUGUGGCGUAAGGUUCAUACAGUCUGGGUAAACAUCGGAGGCCUUCAUGCUGCAGUUUAUCUUCUAAAACGCACGCCUCAAGUCUUUGUUCAUCCUUCAGAACAAGAAGGAGGAAGACACCCUCCUUGGUAAAGCAAAGAAUGAAAAGAACUAUAGUAUUUGUAGUUGCUAACCAACACUGGACAUGCCAGCAUGAAGAACUUGCUUUGGGAGAAAAAUAGCAGAAAAGUAACUUAGUAUUGCAGUCUACACUGCUGACUACUCCAGAACGCUUUAUUGUUAGCAAGGUGACUGGUGGUAUUUCUUCAGAAGCUUACAUUGCUUGGCUUCUAGGUUUGAGAACAUUGUAGGCCAUGUUCUAUCACUGUUCUGUAGCCUAAGUUCUUUCCAUCACCCACAGAAACCAAAGCAUCCCUUUAAGACCUAUAGCUUACCAUCUGCCUUAAAAUAAAUACACACCAAAACAGAGCAAAAAUGCUUUGUGUGACCAUUAGUAAUAGGACAUUACUAAGUGUAGAAGCGUCAGUAGAUGAGGUAUGGGACCAACAAGCCAAAUUAAAGGAAUUUUUUUCAGUAUGUGUUACUUUUCAAAGCCCAAUAAACAAAUACUAAAAAAAAAAGUGCUGUCUUUGUGGGGAGCAAAUACAUUUUUAAAAGAAACCCUGACCUGGGAGGCCUGCUAUUCUAGUCUAGCUCAGUCGUUCUCCAGCUGUACUGAAUCCUUCCUCAGUACUAUGGGAAAUGAAAUAACCUCAGUACUCAUCAGUCCCUUAAUAGUGCUUCCUAAAGAAAGCCCUGAUCGAGCUUUGAUGGAAGUUAUUUUGUAGUCUGGCUUCAUUCAGCUUAGAUAUUCAGUGAUGUUUCUAUUUAGAAUAAAGGACACAGUACUUCCUUUCUUUGAAAACAGAAUCCACAUUGACAGUAUAGUCAGUAGCCUGUUGGCUUCUUGUAACUACUCACUGGAAAAUGAACUAGGAUUAGGAAAUUUGUAAAGGUUUUAUAUCCUAGAUGGGCAUUUUUGCAGUUGUCAAAAUACAUUAAUGAUUGAACAUAAAAUUUCCACUGUUGAUAAAACCAUUUGUUAUCUCAAAGCUGGUCAGAACCAGGAUGUACAAGGAUAGUUGUCUGUUUUUAAUCACAAUUUACCAAGUCCUGACAGUGAUUAUUUGCUAGUGAGCAUUUAAUAUAUCCUGAACAAACUAUUACUUUUUAAUGCUAAGUUCUCAAGCUAAUACACCAGGUUUUUGCUUGCUUCCUCACAGAUUUAAUUCUACUAUGUAUAUGAAAAAAAAAUCAGAGUUAAGACACUGAAAAUAAAAUGGGCACUAUGUCAUCUUCA
Molecule: messenger RNA, 2875 nt
Organism: Mesocricetus auratus (golden hamster)
Lineage: Eukaryota; Metazoa; Chordata; Mammalia; Rodentia; Cricetidae
Gene: Thumpd3
Product: THUMP domain containing 3
Exons: 10
Coding region: 154-1668 (504 amino acids)
Biological process (GO): tRNA methylation
Molecular function (GO): RNA binding; tRNA (guanine) methyltransferase activity
Source: RefSeq, a predicted model, not a curated record